AACCGAAAGCAGAACUCAGGCAAGAAGGGGAAAAAGAGCGAAAUAAUUAUAACAACUCCGCCUGCCUUCAGGCUUUUCAAUGCAGCAAGUAUUCAUAAGCUUCAGCAAAAGCAGGCCAAACCUUCGGGGACACGUCCGUUGACGCGUGGCAUCUUGCUCAGCAGCGCAGUCACUGGAAGCGCCACAAGGCCCUCGCUCUGCCGUGCCGCACGGAGGGGCUUCCCUCUUCCCAGCCUCUGCCAGCCCCUUGCCUCGUCUCUCUGCCGUGCCCUUCACGCCAGGAGCCCUGCCCCGGGCAAGCCAGACCCUCCUUCCGACGAGGACUCCUCCAGCAGGAACUUCGCGGUCUCUUUCCUGGAUGUUCACCCUGCCUCUUACUCGCCAGCCGUUCAAGAGUUAGACGGACCGGCUUGGAGUAUUCUACAAAAUCAGCGAACCUUCCAAAGUCGCCAGGUCUGCGCUGGGUGCCUGGGAAAGGGGGGCGCAGGGGUCCGUCCGGCAAGAGCACAGUGGGGCAGGCAAGCCCAGCUAUGCUCUCCUGCACCGGCCAGGCCAGGGAGGCCACCCCAGCGCGGCAGGCCUUGCUGGCCACAGCAACACGAGGCGCUGGCGGCUCUCAGCAGGACGAGCUGCCCUGCGGGGGUGUUCCGCGACCCCCCAGUCCAUAGGCCGGCCCGGCUUGCGGCCCCCACCAGCACCCCCCGCCCGGGCCACGGAGAGCGCAGCAGGGCGGCUGCACCAGCCACCACCCCCCUUGCCCCAGGAGGGCCUUCAGAAGCCACCCCACACAUGAUGCUGGCGGGGGGGCGACCGCCCAGGUCUGCCCGGCCGGGCCUGCUCCCCCAGGGCUUCGGAGGCACAGGACUGGGGGGGCCGGGGGCCUCCGCCUCCUUCCCUUCCCCCCCCAGCUACAAGCCCCUCCCUGGGUGCUCCAGGCCCUGCAGCGGGAGAUCGUGUCUGCCUGGGCGGCGGCAGCAGCAUGGGGCGGCCUUGGCAAAGCCCCCCACCCCACCCCCAGAGCGCGUGUCUGGGGCUCCUGCCUGCUGGUUGCUUUGGGAAUAUUCUGGGGGAGGGGCUCCCCCAGGUCAGGCAGGCAUCGCCAUGGUGCUGCUUAGGCACUGCCAAAGACGGUGGACGGGGCCGCCCCACUCUGCCCUUUUAGGGGCCCGAGCUCACCCGGCCGUUCCUGCCAGAGGCGAGGGCACUGCCUGUCCUUCAGGCCAGCAGGCGGGGCUGGGACGACCCUUCCGGCGCCCUUCCCCAUGGAACCCCUGAACUGCCGAGCUGGAGGGGGCCAGAAGGCCCUCUCCCCCUGCUGGCGCAGGACAGCACGUCACCCCGCCCCGCUCAGAGGGCUGCCCAGCUUUGUCCUGAAUGCCUCCCGUGUGGGAGCCCCCCCACACACACACACACCUCCCCAGGCGGCUGGUCCCACUGCCGUCUUGCUCUGGCAGGGAGGAAGCUCUUCCUGACGUCCCACCUGAAUCUGGGUUGCUGCAGCUUGAACUGGUUCUUCCGUGCCCCCCAGCACCCGGGGGUUCCUCCCGUCCUGUAGGUCCUGCAAAGUGGGCCGGGCCAAGGGAGGUCUGCAAUCCCCCGCGGGCCCCCAGCCCGCGGGGGCAUCGUGAGCAGGCGUGGCAGGCGCCCGCCGUUCCCCGUUUCCUGCCCUCUUUCCCACGCGCUGCUGACGGCAGCCCCAGCGGUGCGUGCCCUAAAAGGGGCGCCGCUUCCGCCAUGCGGGGGGCUCGGUUCCUGGCACGUGCCCCUGAACGCAGCGUGCGCUCGCCAGGACCUGGCCCCCAGGCCGCUGCGGAGAGGACUGGAGCCCAGGCGGCCGGGCUUGGGAGCCCGGUGAAUCCCCCCCCCCACAGGCACCUCUCUCGCACCCCCGUGGCAGGAGCUGGUGAGCUUCUGGGGAGCCUCGGGAUGACGUCUCUGGCGCAAAUUGUGCCCGGACAGAGAGCGUGUUUCCUCACUCGGCGUGCGUGUGGGCAGGCGGUGGGGAGGCCGUGCUCGCCCCCAGUGGGAGCAGGACUUCUGCUCAGUUCCUUUGGCUGUUGAGUGGUGCCGCCAGGCCAGCCGCCACGAACGGGGAUGGCCAAGAGCCGCCCGGUAGGGUCCCUGCCCAGCUGGCUUCAUUCGCUGAUUCGUUAUUCAUUGGCCGUGUUUGCAGGGCUGCUGUCUGGGUGGCAAUUACGAUAAAAGACCAGUAAAAUGACCGUAGAU
Molecule: messenger RNA, 2226 nt
Organism: Varanus komodoensis (Komodo dragon)
Lineage: Eukaryota; Metazoa; Chordata; Lepidosauria; Squamata; Varanidae
Product: translation initiation factor IF-2-like
Exons: 1
Source: RefSeq, a predicted model, not a curated record